AUGACGGGCUCGAAGAAGCGCAAGGCUGUGACUAAAGAUGUCGAGGAGGAUGCUGCAGUCGUGUCUGGCGAUGAGUUCGACUUCGCCAAUUUAGACAUUACUCUCUCUGAUAGUGAGUCGGCGAGUGGUGGCAGCGAGAGCGAGAGUGAUAGCCAGGCCGAGAAUGAGUUGAGCUUAGCACAAGACGACGAAGAUAAUAUCUCCAUUGCGACUGAUGAAGUUCUAUCCGAAGACGAAGACGACAUUCUGCAGCCUCGCCAAAGCAAGACAAAUGGGACAGUGGACAUCGAUGUCCAGAAGGACCCAGAGUCCACCGCAGCCCAAGAAUCAGAAGAUGAAAUUCCCAACUAUCGGGUGGUCAAGGAUGCGAAUGGAAAUGACAGAUAUAUCUACGACGAGAUUGAUCCAGGCAAUGACUCGGACUAUUCAGUGGCGGAUGACGAAGCCAACACCAUUGGCAAUAUACCUCUCUCCUUCUACGAGUCGUACCCUCACAUCGGCUACAAUAUCAACGGCAAGAAAAUUAUGAGGCCGGCGAAAGGUCAAGCCCUAGAUGCUCUGCUCGACAGUAUUGAGAUCCCCAAGGGCUGGACUGGUUUAACCGACCCUUCGACUGGAAAGCCCCUCGAGCUCUCUCAGCAAGAAUUACAACUGCUCCGAAAAAUCCAGAUGAACGAGAUGCCUGUUGAUGGAUAUGAUCCUUACGAACCUACGGUGGAGUGGUUUACUAGCAAGGUGGAAACCAUGCCAUUGAGUGCAGCCCCUGAGCCAAAAAGACGAUUCGUUCCCUCGAAACAUGAAGCCAAACGUGUCAUGAAGAUCGUUCGAGCAAUAAGAGAGGGACGUAUUCAACCUUACAAACCUCCCAAAGAAGAGGAGUACGAGGAUGAAGGUGUCCAAAACUACGACAUCUGGGCCGAUGAGCAGCCUCGACUAGAUCACGUCAUGCAUAUGCCCGCUCCUAAAUUACCACCUCCCGGUUUCGAUGAGAGCUAUCACCCUCCACCGGAGUAUCUCCCAGACAAGAAAGAGAAGGAUGCCUGGGAGAAAGCUGAUGAGGAAGAUCGAGAGAAAGACUACCUGCCUGCUGAUCAUUCUGCACUCAGAAAAGUCCCCGGCUACGAUCGCUUUGUCAAGGAAAAGUUUGACCGCUGUCUCGAUCUCUAUCUUGCACCUAGAGUCCGGCGAACUAAGCUCAACAUCGACCCAGAAUCGUUGUUACCGAAACUUCCGAAUCCUGACGAGCUACGUCCGUUCCCUACACAUGAAGCGGGACGCUUUCAUGGCCACAAUGGUCGAGUCCGGUCAAUUGCUAUUGAUCCUUCUGGUCAAUAUCUUGCUAGCGGCGGAGAUGAUGGCACAGUCCGAGUCUGGACUCUACAACCACCACGUGAGGUUUGGUCCUUGGAACUCGGCUCUGAUAGUCCCGUUAAUGCUGUGCGUUGGCGACCUGGAAAGGCUACUCCGAUAUUGGCCUGCUGUGCUGGUGAUGAUGUGUACUUGAGCAUCCCAAAACUUGGCGUAGAAGUCAGUCCGGAAGCUGAUGCGUCGCAAGACGUGCUUGAUGCUGGUUGGGGCUAUGCUGCAUCCGAAAAGACUACGUCAAUCUCUGGAGGAAUCAAGUGGAGCCGGCCAUCAGCCGGCCUCCGUGACAAAGGGGUAGCAAUUGUCAUACAUAUUGGACACACUCCCAAGACUCUAUCUUUCCAUUCAGGUGGGAAUCACUUCGUCACGAUAUGUUCUGGUACAACUGUUCCAGCCUCACAAGCCAUUGCUAUCCAUACCAUUUCGAAGCAUCAAACACAACUCCCGUUCCGCAAAAGAAUUCGAGGCGGUGGCACUCCACAAGUCGCUCACUUUCACCCAACCAAGCCGACACUGUUUGUUGCAAAUCAGAGGAUAAUCCGAGCAUACGAUCUAUCAAGGCAGUCUCUACUCAAGAUUGUACAGCCUGGCGCACGAUGGAUUAGCAGCUUUGAUAUCCAUCCCACAAGUUCAUCAACUGCAGGUUCGGACAAUCUCAUCGUUGGGUCGUACGAUCGAAGGCUGUUAUGGAUGGACUUGGAUCUCUCUCCUCGCCCAUACAAGACCCUGCGCUUUCACGACAAGGCGAUCAGAUCAGUGCGAUUUCACCCAGCGACCAAUAGGUAUCCUCUUUUUGCAGACGGCAGCGAUGAUGGUAGCAUUCAGAUAUUCCAUGGACAGGUUACUAGUGACAUGAUGAGCAGUGCACAGAUAGUGCCAUUGAAAGUUUUGCGAGGACACAAAGUCGCAGGAGGGUUGGGAGUGAUGGAGUUAGAUUGGCACCCUCAACAUCCAUGGCUGGUCAGUGCAGGUGGUGACGGAACAUGUAGGCUCUGGGUACCGUAG
Molecule: messenger RNA, 2370 nt
Organism: Exophiala aquamarina CBS 119918
Lineage: Eukaryota; Fungi; Ascomycota; Eurotiomycetes; Chaetothyriales; Herpotrichiellaceae
Product: ribosome biogenesis protein ERB1
Exons: 1
Coding region: 1-2370 (789 amino acids)
Biological process (GO): maturation of LSU-rRNA from tricistronic rRNA transcript (SSU-rRNA, 5.8S rRNA, LSU-rRNA); ribosome biogenesis
Cellular component (GO): PeBoW complex; preribosome, large subunit precursor
Molecular function (GO): ribonucleoprotein complex binding; protein binding
Source: RefSeq, a predicted model, not a curated record